Messenger RNA from Setaria italica (foxtail millet), 790 nucleotides. Its product is annotated as cellulose synthase-like protein E1. Gene Ontology annotation, biological process: cellulose biosynthetic process; plant-type primary cell wall biogenesis. NCBI's taxonomy places the organism in Eukaryota, Viridiplantae, Streptophyta, Magnoliopsida, Poales, Poaceae. Gene Ontology annotation, molecular function: mannan synthase activity; cellulose synthase (UDP-forming) activity. The record is from RefSeq and is a predicted model, not a curated record. The coding region runs from base 98 to 736 and encodes 212 amino acids. Gene Ontology annotation, cellular component: trans-Golgi network; plasma membrane. The transcript is spliced from 3 exons.
CAGACAGUGGACGUCCACAACUUCACCAUCGUUUUCGGCUGCUAAAGGUGACAGGGCAUCAGGAACCAGUGAUUCUUUCCAUGGAAAGAGGCAGCUGAUGACGCCCAACGCAAGGCGACAACAAAGAAGCCGGAAGCAACUGCAUCUGGAUGACACACACAAUGACACAACCUACUACAGGAGAUAUGCCUGGUGCUCUACUACAGGGCAACACACGUCCCGGGAGCCGGCUCCGGGGCCGGCAGGGCGGCGUGGCUGGGGAUGCUGGUGGCGGAGCUGUGGUUUGGCUUCUACUGGGUCAUCACGCAGUCUGUGCAGUGGUGCCCCGUCCGAUGACGAACCUUCAAGGACAGGACUCGUCGCCAGAUUUGGAGAACAGUUACCUUGUGUGGACAUCUUCGUAUGCACUGCAGAUCCACAAACAGAGCCACCAAGUCUCGUCAUCUCCACGGUCCUAUCAGUCAUGGCGUAUAAUUACCCAGCUGAGAAAUUAAGCAUGUAUCUCUCAGAUGAUGGAUGCUCGAUUCUCACUUUCUAUGCUCUAUGGGAGGCUUCCGUGUUCGCAGAGCAUUGGCUACCAUUCUGCAAGAGAUGUAACAUUGAGCCUAGGUCACCAGCUGCUUACUUCUCAGAGUCAGAUAAUUCUAACGAUUUGUACAUCUCAAAAGAAUGUUCAUUCAUCAAGGUAAUAAGCAGUGCACCAGUUGAGAUAGCGAUACAGGCAUACAGCACGUAAGGGCAUGUCACAUGUGGCCUAUUAUUCAAAUUAAAUAUUUGAUUGACAUGGUAA